AAGAAAACGCGUAGCUUGAAAUCGGCGAAAAUGUGACUGUUAAGUCUGAUCACAAGUUAACUUCCAGUGAUAGAAACAUGGCCCUUACGGACCUCAACAAGUAGUUACCAAUGUUUAGUAAAAUGCGGGAGUUUAUAAGGAUCACGUUAGUGUGUGCGUGCGCUUUCCUUCUGGUGCACGAUGUGAGGAGCGAGGAUAUCUCCUCCGAGGCGGCGGUGGAGUCCGAGCUGGCGAAGACCGAAGACCAGAGCGACAGGAAGGAGACUAAAACAUUUAUACCAGGCGGCGCGCGACGCACGACGACUCAGAGCAGCGCGAACGCGACGCGCGACUCGCAGCUGCUGUCUGUGCUGGCGGCGCGGCGGAGACAGCUGCUGGCCGGGAGGCUGGUGAGCCACAUCCACACGCUGGCCGCCACCGCGCACAAGCCGCACAAGAGUAACGCGACGUUUGCUCAGUUAGAAAUAAGGGAUUCGAACAGCACCGUUGUGAAGAGGAUAACGUUUGAAAACUCCAGCAAUGAAGCUAUUGCACCUACUUUGAAGCUAGUCUCCCGAGAAGGCAACAAAGAAAUACGACAGGAUAUUAAACCGCAUGAAAUACGCCAUCUGUUCAUACCUAGAGUAUUAUAUCAAGAAAACAAAAGCAGGGCGGGAUUUUUAAAUAAUAGAAGAAAGGAGCAAAGCAAUAAAACCAUCACAGUUGAAACAACUACAGGAAGUGCUGUUGUCUAUAUUGCGCCAGAUAAACUAGAAGGCCUCGAUAAAGAAGUUGAAGUAGAUCCGGAAGAAGAGUUUCAGGUCGACGAAUCUAAUCACGGACUUUAUUUGCUUAAUUAUUCAGACACAGAUAAUGUAACUCAAAACCAUCCAGACUUCAAUAAAGUAGCGUCCAGUAAUGAAGUUAAAGAUGACACUAAAUAUAAUACAGAGACGACAACGAUUUCAUCAGUCGAAGAGAAAGAUAAAUCGACUACUGUGUCACAUAAACUGGGGAAGGAAGAAAAACUAGAAACUAAUGUUAUAGCAAACAGCACAGAAAUUCACAACACAAGAGCUGAAAAGUUAGAGAGUGAUAAAGAAAAAGGAAAUCAAACUUUAUUUAUGUCGGAGGAGAUUUACAAUCACUUCCGUCCUCUUGAAACUGAAUUACCCGACGAAGAAAUGGCACCAUUUAUUUACUUUGGUCAGAAGAUUGGAGGCCAAGGAAUCAAUGAUAACUUAACUAACUCUCCCUCGCUUUCGGCAUCAACUAAAUCAGUUAAUUUUAUAGCAGCGCCUUUAGAGAAACGAAAGUUUAACUCGAGAUAUUCUGCAACGGAAAAAUAUAAGAACAAUAGUGCAGGAGAAGAAGAAAUUAAUGAGGACAUGGAUGUGUCUGUUGUAAAAAAUACAAUAGAAAAAAAUAAAAUUAGAAACACGGUAAAAGGUCCCGCACCAGCGCGGCACGUAGGAUUAGUUAAUGCCUAUAGGAAGUAUUCAAGUACAACACAGUCUACUCUAAAACCAGAACCACUUACUCUAAUGAACGAAACUGAGUCCAACACACAAAACGCUACCUUAGUUUAUUUAGACAAAACCAAAGAAAACUCGCCUGUCAAUGGCACAUCACUUGCAAAAGAUCCCACUAUAAACGUCAAUAGCAAUUUUACAAAAGAUGUUCCUACAAACAGAACAAAUAUUACCACUCCAAAAAACUACACACGAGUAUAUUCUAAUUUACGCAGACGUCCUUCGAGAUUGAACACUAUCUCCAGUACUGAAAAUGUAUUAAAUGAAAUAACUAAUACAACAACAACUGAGAAAGCUUCAACUUCCGUUUACACUGCUGUCGUUACAUCCGUAUCGAUAACGUCUUCUAUUAAAGGUCAAAACAAAACAGAUUCUUUGGUAAGAGAAUCAGAUAACAAUACUGUAACAGGAAGUAACGAAGAAAUAAAAAAUGUUACAAUUCCAAAGGUAGUUUUAAUAAACGACACAGAAACAACUCCUUCCGCAACUACAACGCUUGGAUCAUUCAGGCAUAGGAUUAGAAUAAGAACAACAACAACUAAAGGUCCGCUAAAUUCCAUUCCAAGUUCAACACCUGCGGCUUUAACUCAAAAGCCACUAGAGGCUGAAAACAGUGAACGAAGUGUGCAAGAUAUUAAACCAGAAAUGACAACUUCUAGAGUGUCCGACAGAUUAGCUACUUUAUUUAGACCAAAUGAUUAUGAAAAUACGACGACUGCGGUAACGUUGAAACCAAGAAACAAAGUGCGACGUCGUAGACCCACUACAACGACUACGACUACUUCCACCACUACCGUGUCCACGACAACGUUCGCCAGCUUAACAACAACCCCCAAAGGAACAGAAACUACCAGCCCGGCUACUUUCUUAACUACAAUACCAACAACGCAAACCGUAGACCCGACUGAAAAUGUUUUGAAACCAUUCGUUGUUACGUCACGAACUUCGUCAAAAUCGAGUUCUAAGCCUCUCAUAUUAACUUUACAAAAUUCUAGUGAACCAAACCCCACUGCAUUAGACAAUAAAACCAAUCUGAUCGAAAGUGAUGAUUCUCAAAAUGAAGAGGUUGUAAUUGAAGCAGAAAAAACUUACACUGCUUCGUAUGUACUAGCUGGUCUCGGGUUUCUUCCGGUCAUAGCCGUCGUAGCGUUCGUUUUAAGAAAUCUUCUGAACAAGAAAACUAAAGAAAUCGAUACCGAAUACGAAGGCUAUUUCGAAGAGGGUGGUGAUAUUAAAAAGGAGUCACCGAUAACUCCCGUAGCGCGCCCUCCGCUACCUACACCGAGUAAACCCGACCAAAAAUGGGAAUUUCCAAGAAACAAACUAAGGUUACAAACUUUACUGGGACAAGGAAAUUUCGGACAGGUAUGGAAAGCGGAAGCGGACGACUUGAACGGCCACGAUGGGCUGACUCGGUUAGUCGCUGUAAAAACUAUAAAGGAAUCUGCGUCACAAAAAGAAAAACAAGAACUUUUGCACGAAAUUUACAUCAUGCAGAAGAUUGGGACGCAUCCAAAUGUGGUCACGCUCUUAGGUUGCUGUACUGAGCAAGAGCCGUACCUGCUGAUAAUGGAGUACGUGAUGUGCGGCAAGCUGCUGACGUACCUGCGCGAGCGCCGCUCCCGCCCCGACCGGUUCAGCGGCAGCGGCGCGCUCACCUCGCGCGACCUCACCGUGUUCGCCUACUGCGUGGCGCGGGGCAUGGACUACAUCGCCUCCAAGGGGAUCGUGCACCGCGACCUGGCGGCCCGCAACGUGCUGGUGGACCACAACAAGCUGUGCAAGAUCGCGGACUUCGGGCUGUCGCGCGCGGCGGGCGCGGCGGCGCGCGGCGGCCGCGGCGCGCUGCCCGUGCGCUGGAUGGCGCCCGAGGCGCUGCUGUGCAACGUGUACAGCCACCACACCGACGUCUGGGCCUUCGGCAUCCUGCUCUGGGAGAUCGUCACGCUCGGCUCGACGCCGUACGCCGCGAUGUCGGGGCGCGAGGUGCUGGGCGCGGUGGCGGGCGGCUACCGCCUGGAGCGGCCGGCGCACUGCUCGCCGCAGCUGUACCGCGCCAUGAGCGCCUGCUGGCACGCCGACCCCGCGCAGCGCCCCGCCUUCGCCGAGCUCAAGGCGCAGCUGGCCGAGCUGCUGGACAACGAGCCCGCCGACGGCCACUACGUGGACCUGGACUCCUUCUACCAGGAGUCCUCCGUGUACAGCGACCCCUCGGCCAUCAUCCACGACGACGACGGGCUGUCGGCCGAGUACGACCGCGAGCGGCGCUGCUUCCGAGAGUUACAGAAGGGACCACCGAAAUUCGAAAACAGGACCUUCAAUUUACGAGACGAGGAGCUCCGAAACAAAUUCAGCAUCGGGACGCCGCGGAUGGGAGGUUUCGGAAUACGGGACGUGCCCUUCAACGAGAGGAACUUCUCCGACGGAGAGUUCAACGACCGAAACUUCCAAGACAAGAACUUUCCGGAUCGAAAUUUUCCCGAAAAAAACUUUAACGAUACGAACUUUACGGAACGUAAGGAUGGGAAGCUGUCGACGUCUAGUUUUCACAGAGAGAGGGAGAGAGAGAACCCGCUCGUCAGUAGGAACAGCUUCAGCGGGUUUCCGAGGAUCGGGACGAGAGAAAAUCAUUUCCAAAUGACGCCGGACGGACGCAACAAGCGAGUGUCGGAAUUCGAAUGUGACAUUUGAUUAUUGUUCACAUUGAUAAUGGAUUUACAUACCUCCAGGAGGUCUCCAGGAGGUUGGAAUUGGAUUUUUAUCGGAUUCUCGGCGUGCAGUGCUUGGAAGCAAUAUAAGUCGCAAAUUCCUUUUAACUGUUCAAGUAACAAAUUAUUGCAACAUCUUUUGAUCUAACUUCCAAUUAUAUAUGUAUGUAGACUGAGAAAAAAAAACUCAAAAAUGACCUUAUGUAAAUUGUGAAAUAGAAAAUUUUGUGAUGAAAUUAAAAGAAAUCUCGACUAAGCGAGGUCAUGACAAACUAUGAUGCUUUAAGAUUUAAUUUGAAACGAUCAUCAGAUCUGUGUUGAUAUUGUAAAUAAUAUUAAUUUAUAACAGUAUUCGUUUGCAGUGAGUCUUGGUGUGUCACAGUGGCUAGGUGUGAGACGAUGUAAAUAAUAGCAGUAGUGUAGGGUAAGUCUUGUGGGACGAUAGCAGCGCACCGGUAUGUUUGUUCGCAACGGAACUUGACAGAGGUUGUAUAAUUAUUGAUAUGAUUUUGUAUUAAUGUUUUUAUUUUAACCUUUAUUCUUCUACACCCGGAGUCAUGUCUAUAUUUUUACAAUAUGUUUAAAUAUUAAUUAUUAUCGAAACACACAAUGGUGCUGACAGUGUUUAUUUUUUUUAAUUCUUAUGUAUUGUUGCUGUAAAUAUUUAACAAAUUUUAUACAAGUGUUAAUGAAAGUAAGUUUUCCUUCAUUUUAAAUCUCAGUUCAAUAUUAUCUUCUAGUCUCUAAAGUGGAAUAAUUCUAUUUGAUUGUUAAAUGAUCUGAUUACCGGAUACGUUUGAAUGAUUUAUUUUAAAAUAAAUGAAAUAAUAAAAUCAUA
Melitaea cinxia (Glanville fritillary) is the source of this 5057-nucleotide messenger RNA. RefSeq names its product mucin-22-like. Gene Ontology annotation, cellular component: signaling receptor complex. Gene Ontology annotation, biological process: multicellular organism development; protein phosphorylation; positive regulation of kinase activity. Gene Ontology annotation, molecular function: transmembrane receptor protein tyrosine kinase activity; ATP binding. The transcript is spliced from 8 exons. Lineage: Eukaryota; Metazoa; Arthropoda; Insecta; Lepidoptera; Nymphalidae. The coding region runs from base 111 to 4202 and encodes 1363 amino acids. The record is from RefSeq and is a predicted model, not a curated record.